GUUUUUGGCUCUCUGGUUUUAAAACAGAAAAGGCAGUUGCAGACCGUGACACAGAAAUCUGCCUUUGGUCGCUGCACGACAUCUUUUCUCUCUGACCUGUAUGAAACACGUGCCUGCUAUCUUCCUGCAGAUGUGGCCAGGCUUGCUAACAUUAUGUCCACCUGCCUGAUUACCAUGUUACUCCAGGCGGCAGUGGUCAGUGGGGAUGACAGGGAUGUGCUUGGGGUUGUCAGGACUCCGGGCUACUUUUGAGACUCAACCUUUUCUUGCUAGCUUGGAUUAAAAUUACACUGUGAUGUGAUGAGGUUCAGCACCUCGUAGUGUAUUAGAGGUUGGGUUUGGAAUGAGUGUGAUCAAUUUUUAUCAAGCAAGCCAGUCCAUCUGCAGGUCUGUAGCGAGCAGUCGUGCCUGGUAGAGUCUGUGGUAGACGUCCGUCUCUCUACUGUGGCAUGCUUUUCUCCCUGUAUUUCUUUCUUCUUGGAGAACAAACAUAGAAGGUUCAUCUUCACUGUGACCCUCAAGAACAGUCAGCCUUUUAGAUGUUUAUGUUGUUCCCACAAGUAAGUGCAGUAACGCACCUGCUGCAUGAGAUGAGAGAUUGUGUUUUAUUUCAGCAUGUCCAGUUGAGUUAAAUCAAAUAAAAUAUUGCCAGUGGACUCGGGAAGAGCCAGAAGAUCAGCUCUUUUUCAUGACAGUUGCAGCAGAGAACCACACAGGGAUGCUGGAGGUGAUGAUCAUUGCUGUCGUCACUAAUCGCAGAAUGAAGGAUCCACAUUCCACGACUGUUGUAGGGACAGUGCACUCGCUGAAGAAUAUGCUUGAAGAUUGAUGUUUUCAGUUCAUGUGCUGGCAGGGAGGAGCAUGGGGAACUUGCAGGAGGCGUCCCAGGACUACCAUGGAGCUGUGAUCGACUUUGCGUUGAAUUUGUGCAAAAAGUUCAGAUUGUAUUCAACCCUGUUGUAGUAAGAAGAAAACACACAACACCACACACAUGGCGAAGAGAUCAGGAUCGACAUGUAGCUGAGGUUAGACUGAGUGGGAGAAGUUGGAAUGAAGUCAGACGCAGCAGGAGGAGGAGAGGAAACUUGUGAAAGUGUCCUUCAUCAAUGAUCCUGUCUCCAGGAGGUGAAGUUCAAGUUCAAGUUGUCAGUGAAUCGUUUCCCUCAGCAGAGGGAGCUGCGUCACCACUGCGCUCCGCUGCUGUGGCCUGGCGGGUUGGAAGGGGGGGGUCACCUAAAUGUGGCUGUGCUGUGUCUUCCCUGCAGGAGUGGGAGGCGGAGAGUCACGACUGGUACUGUUUCGAGUGCCACCUGCCCGGCGACGUACUCUCGUGCGACAACUGCUUCCGGGUCUUCCACCUCAAGUGUCUCUCCGACGAGUGCAAACCGCGAGACGCCGGCUCGCUCUGGCAGUGCGUCGUCUGCAGGGGCAGCAAAAAGAAGAACCUGAACAAACAGGAGAUGUGUAAAUACCUGCGCUUCAUCGUGCAGCGCAUGAAGGAGAGGGCUGUGGACCUGAACAAAAAAGGCAAAGACACUAAACACCCCAUGUACAAGCGACUGAUCCACACUGCUCUGGACGUGUCCCACAUCCAAGAGAAUCUGUCGGAAGGAAAGUACAAGAACUUUGAGGAGUUCAAAGCAGACGCCCAGCUGAUUGUUCACAACACAGCCAUUUUGUAUGGAGUGCACAGCGACCAGGCAGAGAUUGCACGACUGCUCUUCAGUGACACGUGUCACGAGCUCAACGAGCUGCUGCUGUGCAAAAACUGCUUCUACUUGUCCAACGCUCGGCCGGACAACUGGUUCUGUUACCCUUGUACCCCGAGUCAUGACCUGGUCUGGGCCAAGAUGAAAGGGUUUGGCUACUGGCCCGCCAAAGUCCUCCAGAGAGAUGAGAACCAGGUGGACGUCCGAUUCUUUGGCCACCAGCAUCAGAGAGCCUGGAUCCCCUCGGACAACAUCCAGGACAUCAAGGUGAGCGUCCAGCAGCUGCAGGUGAAGCGCAGCAACGGUUGGAAGAAGGCCUGCGAGGAGCUGGAAGUCUACCAGAGGUUUCUGAGGGAGGGACGUGUGUGGAAAACCAAACUGGAGGAGGGCAGCCAGCAACAACAGAAACCGCCAUCAAGCAAACCAGAGCCAGAGGAAGAAGAGGAGGAGGAGGAGGAGGAGGAGGAAGGGCAGGAGAGCAGCGGGAGGAAGGAGCGGCUGGAGCGCACCGAGGAGGCCGAGUCCAGCAUCUCGUCGACCAGCAAUGAGCAGGUCCGACAUCUCAAAGGUGCCCACGAGCCCAAAGCCAAGAAGAGUCGUCGAACUACACAAGUGGAGCUGAAAGAAGAGGCCAGCGACCCAGAGCCAGAGAUGGAGGCGGUCAGCUCCAGCCAGGAGAUCCCGGUGUCGUCUGCGCCCCCGCAGCCCGAGAAGCUGUCGGUGUCCACGCAGACGAAAAAGGCCAGUGGCUCGACGCCGCGCACACUGCACCGCGGCACGCAGACCAACACGGACGGCGCCUGUCAGAACAUGUGCCGCGAGAAGUACACAAAGGUCUUCAACGACGUCAAGGAGAUGAUGAAGGCCGACCACAAGAGGGAGACGGAGCGGGUGGUCCGCGAGGCGCUGGAGAAGCUACGGGCAGAGAUGGAGGAGGAGAAGCGGCAGGCAGUGAGCAAGGCGGUGACCGGUGCUCAGGCGGAGAUGGAGCGCAAGUGUAAGACAGUGAAGGAGAAGUGUAAAGAGGAGCUGGUGGAGGAGGUGAAGAAGCUGGUGACACAACACAAACAGCUGAUCUCCCAGACCAAGAAAAAGCAGUGGUGCUACAACUGCGAGGAGGAGGCCAUGUACCACUGCUGCUGGAACACCUCCUACUGCUCCAUCAAGUGCCAGCAGGAGCAUUGGCACGCCGAUCACAAACGAACCUGCCGCAGGAAGAGAUGAGCCGGCCCCGCCCCCUCGCCCUCUCCCCUCAGCACGCCAUUGGUUCACAGCCAUCUCUUAUCCUGUCAGUCAGUGUGUCCGACACACAUGCGCGAACACCCGCACGCACACACACACAGCUCCUGCGUUCGGCCUCCUGGACAUACUUCCUGUGUGAGAAACAGCAUCUGUUUUUAUUGUUAUUUAAUUUCCUCUUUUUCUGUGAUUUCUUUUCUGGCUCUGACGUUCGGACAUUUCACUGAGCAGUUUCUUCUUGACUGUGGAAGAUUGUUGUUAUUUAAGUUUGUUGUCGCAGGUGAGUGUUACCCUUGUAGACUCCCGUGUCUCACCGGAGCCGCAGGAAUCAAUGUGAACCAACGGCGACCGCGUCGCGACGUUGUUACGUGCUCUGGACCACACGCCGAUGCGCUCUUGUUGAUCGCACCUUCCUUUUGUUCAUGGCUUCGUACUGAAAUCUCUUCCUCCCUCGCUCACUUAUUCGGAACAGGGUCACUACGUCGGCCUUGAGGAACGCUGACUAAUCAUUUCUGUUUGUAUUUCUAAUCACUUGUUGCUGAGGUAGUGCACAUGGGAGUCAGUUUUUAACGAAUGGAUUUGGUCACGGAUGUUUUCUUAGGAAAUGUUCAUCACUAAACUUGGUCCGCACGACAACCUUUUAUUUAUUGACACGUUUGUUCAGCUGCAUGUCGACAGCGCCGUGGUGUGAGGAAGAGCAGUUCCUCGGAGCCAACGCUCGGCGAGACGCGUCAUAUCUCCGUCCUCCGCUCUCUUCUGCACGUACAUACAUGACAUAUUGCCAAACGUACUCUCAAGAUGGAUGCGGAGAAUCCCGCCGAGUGCUGCCUGAAUCCUUUAACAUGGCGUCCUCUCAUUUAUUUCUUCUUCUUUUUUUUUUUUUUUUUUUUUAAGAGGUCGGUGGUCUCGGCCUGUUUCUACGUUGACGUGCAUGUUUUUACUUUUUUAUAUCCAUAAUCUUCAUCCACGUCUGACGGCGGACUGACGGACCAAUACGAGAUAUUAUGCAAAUGUGAACGAUCAAAGUUUUUUUAACAGAUUUCCCUGCGCUGAAUGUCGAGUGUCUAUACGUAUAUAAUUAUGUGUGAAUAAAGUGAUGUA
This is a messenger RNA of Synchiropus splendidus (mandarinfish), 4049 nucleotides long. It is a transcript of the gene zmynd11, whose product is annotated as zinc finger, MYND-type containing 11. NCBI's taxonomy places the organism in Eukaryota, Metazoa, Chordata, Actinopteri, Syngnathiformes, Callionymidae. The transcript has 14 exons. Gene Ontology annotation, biological process: regulation of transcription elongation by RNA polymerase II. Gene Ontology annotation, molecular function: protein binding; DNA binding; transcription corepressor activity. Bases 1107 to 2933 code for a protein of 608 amino acids. The record is from RefSeq and is a predicted model, not a curated record.